AUGAAAGUGGCGUUCCAUGAAUUCCUGGACCCUACUGUACAGGGCCUGAAAGAAGAACUACUGGAGGUGGUAGUGGUAAAUAACACCAAUCCUCAAACCAAAACGGAUUGGAUCUACUUCAAACAACAUCGGAUGGCUGAAAUGAUGAUUGCAGCAAACCAAUGGGCUGCUAGGCGCAACAAUGAGACGACCUGGUUCCCAACACAAUGGAGUUCAAUACGACUAGAUGCCGGCCCGCCAAACUCUACCGAACGGAUCUCACAUCCAACGGGUAGAGAGCCAUUGCUGGGUGGAAAACCAGGAAUGAUGAACUUUAGCUUACCAAAUGAUCCCCCGGUUACUUGGACAGAGGAUGGAAGACAACUCAGGAAAUCUGACGAUGUCUCAAAUGUAGAAGCCCAGAGCAUUAUGCCAACAAUUGUCCAAACGGCGGAAACACAAGGAACAAUAUUAGAGGGUCCCCAAACCCCCAUGAUUGGAAUGUUAAUUGAUACCGGGGCUACUGGGAGACAUGUGCAGCCGGCCUGUCCAUUAUACCACCUAUUCCCCAAGAAACAAUAUCAUGAACCGCGAAAAAUCAGGUUCCUUGAUGGAACUACCGCCACCUUAGUAACCAAAUAUGUGGAAGCCAAACUGGAUUUGGGAAAAGGGCUCAAGAUAGCAACUUGA
Tremella mesenterica DSM 1558 is the source of this 669-nucleotide messenger RNA. RefSeq lists its product as uncharacterized. The record is from RefSeq and is a predicted model, not a curated record. Bases 1 to 669 code for a protein of 222 amino acids. The transcript is spliced from 4 exons. Lineage: Eukaryota; Fungi; Basidiomycota; Tremellomycetes; Tremellales; Tremellaceae.